AUGUUACCGUUACAGGCGAACAAUAAAAUCCAUUCUGUACGAGAAUCGGAAGCGCAUCCAGUGAAUAGCGAAGUGGUCAUACGCCUUGCUCAUCAAAUAAGCAAAAACUAUUCGGUGUCGGCUCCACUAUAUUGGCAGCAAGGUGAUCCCUCGCGACCAUUCCCUACGGAACCGGAAUUCCGUGCGUCUGCACUGGCUGCACCGCGAACAAACCCGCCUGUCGUACCACCUACUUUCAGUCUUCUUCGUCAACAAGCAUGUUGCACCGGUUACCAUUUUCAGGGUGGAAUGGGUCGUGUUUCUUCACCAAUGGCAGGAAUGCCACAGAUCCCGAUGCAGGGCAAGGUUUGGAGCCCUCGCACAGGGUAUCAACAAGCCAGCCCGUCUCCUCGUGGCCGUGGAGGCGCUCAAUGGGGCGGUCGUGGGGGUGGGCCAGGCGGUGUGUCACCGUUCCAAAAGAGAACCAGUCAUAUUGGCGAGAACUCUCCGCGCAUGGUUUCACCAACUGUGAACAUCAACUUUGUGAGUCCUCCACCACGAAUGAAUCCUCCGCCAGUGAAUAAGGUGGAACAAAUGAGCAGUGACAGCAGCUCGAGCUCAAGCAGUGAUGACGAAAGCCCGAAAUGA
Messenger RNA from Cooperia oncophora, 627 nucleotides. NCBI's taxonomy places the organism in Eukaryota, Metazoa, Nematoda, Chromadorea, Rhabditida, Trichostrongylidae. The record is from the annotation of a GenBank genome assembly.